GUUAGCGCUAAUAUUACUGCUGAAUCUAGAAUACACUAACCUAAUUCUUAAGCGGUCACUUAAAGCUUGACAAGAAGUGACUAAGAUCUUUCCACCUUUGAUUAACAAACAACCACCAAACGGCAUCGGUCUUUCAACAUUUCAUCUCACAUUUUCAACGCCGUAUUACGAACAACUUUAGGUAAUCUUCAAUCUUGGCCACAGCGAAACUGCAAUAAAAUACAUAAGCGCAGCUUCAUUUCAUCAAGGAUAAAACUGUCCCACUGGAAUCAUCAUCUACCUAGCAACAUGUCGUCGCCGGCGCCAAGCAACGACGGGGACGCCCCCAAGAACAACCAGGAGCAGAUCACUUUCCGUUUUUGCGCAGAGUGUUCCAACAUGCUGUACCCCAAAGAAGAUGAAGACGCCCAUAAGCUUCAGUUCACCUGUCGCACGUGUCAAUAUACCGAAGAGGCAUCGUCUUCCUGUGUCUUCCGUAAUAUUAUCAACAGCGCGGCAGGCGAGACAGCUGGUGUGACCCAGGACGUGGGAUCGGACCCGACGGUUCGUAAUCAUAUUUCUUCUUCCACCCAGGCUUCUCCCCAUUCCCACCCCCAUCUCCCUACUUCUACCGAUUGCAGCCUGGCUGUCUGUCUGAGAUGUGGCGUGACGCUCCUCCAUUGUGAUCGGUGUAAAGACCCUGCAUCAGUCGACGAGUACAAUCAUUUCGUUCGACACAACCCGGAUUACGCCGUUACAAGAACCUUGGACUCCAUACGAUUCUCUAGCUACUGGGCCUCCCAGGAUGAUGAAGGAAAGGCUGCUUGGGCCGACGAAUUUGCUUCAUGUAGCGAACCAGCGAUUCCUAAUCUCUCACAAGAUAAGGACAGUCUUGCCUAUUACAUUUCUAGCAAUAACUUCCUUAUGUCACUUGAUGCCUUGGAUGCCGAUCCUCCCGAAGCCCUUGAAGAUCCUCCGGAGUAUGGUGACAUAUGGAUGCCUUACUCUGAGCUCAUUUCUGCCCAGUCAACAAAAAUCGCAUCGCAAUGAUCUUGUUUUCUAGAUUUGAUGAUUAUAUUCUCAUUUCUACGUCUUGUUUAUUCCUAUUUGUCACGUAUUUUGGGCAACAGACAGACCAACAGACAGACAGCCGGGCAAUUGCAUGCACACAAUUCUCUGGAUUUCUCUUCGGCACCGGCCACCCAGCUUUGGAGAGCAUGCAUUGUAUAUUCUCUCUCGGGGAACCUAGUGCUAACGCCUUGUUUUCUUGGCAUCUAG
This is a messenger RNA of Daldinia loculata, 1257 nucleotides long. RefSeq lists its product as uncharacterized. NCBI's taxonomy places the organism in Eukaryota, Fungi, Ascomycota, Sordariomycetes, Xylariales, Hypoxylaceae. Gene Ontology annotation, molecular function: DNA-directed RNA polymerase activity. Gene Ontology annotation, cellular component: RNA polymerase II, core complex. Gene Ontology annotation, biological process: transcription initiation at RNA polymerase II promoter; DNA-templated transcription; maintenance of transcriptional fidelity during transcription elongation by RNA polymerase II. The record is from RefSeq and is a predicted model, not a curated record. The transcript has 2 exons. Bases 289 to 1029 code for a protein of 246 amino acids.